UUGUUGUUAAAGGAAGUGGCCAAAAAAAGUUGUGUGUAUACAGUGAUACUAGCCGAUCGAGAAAAAGCCAUCAUGAAAGAGAGAUAGGGCGUGUUUUGUAACUGCCGCUACGCAAAAGACAAAAAGCAGUUGUUACGGUGAACAGCAUUUCUCCAUCUCUUUCCGAUGCUGCUUUGGUAGUCGAGGCUGACAAACGAGCAGUCAUGAAUCAGAAUUUCGACCGAGCUCCCGGAGCAGGGAGAGCCCGCAAUCUUCCAGUAGAGUCCGGGCUCCCGGGUACCGCCGGGGAUGGCGACACUAAAACCACGUUUUUCAACCAAAGGGAGCCGCUGAGACAGCCGCGAACAUCCCCGCCGUUUGCCGAGAACAACAUUAGCACGGCCAGCGACGUGGUCGGUGGAGAUUGUAAAAGACAAAACAAACCCCAACAAAGUGCAAAUGCCAACAGUAUGCCUGCCUCCAAAGGGAGUAAUGAUGUGGAUUCCUUGGUCAAGUCAUCAAAGCUGUCAGCCAGUGCUCCAGAGUUUGUCCCCUCUGGAUUUAACCCAUGUGAUGACUCUGUUUGUUAUGAUGAGAACGAACUCUAUUAUGGUGAACCAACCUUGGCGGAUAUGGUCACAGACUUUCUUGACCACCUGAGCUCCUCACCAGGGUCCUUUGAGUCAGAUGUUGAAGACAUAACUGGCAUGCUCAAUUCCUUUGUUACUACUGAAGAGUUGUUGCAGGAGCUGGUGGAGUUGAUCUACACACAGUCCACUUCUAUCCCCAACUUCUCUUACACGGGUGCCAGACUCUGUAACUAUCUGUCCCAACACCUCACUGUCAGUCCGCCGAGUGGCAACUUUCGUAAGCGGCUCUUGAAAAGGUGUCAAACUGAGUAUGAACAAAGGGAUGCAGCUGUUAAUGGAGAUGCAGAGACUCAGAAGAAAUUCCACUCCUUUGUGCUUUUUCUAGGAGAGCUCUACCUGCACCUUGAGAUAAAGAGUGCAAAAGGACCCCCAAACAGAGCAGAGAUCCUCCUCAGUGCUCUGAAAGAUCUGAUGAACACUCUACUCUCCAGUCCUGUGGAUGCAAAUCUCAUCUGUGCUGUCAAACUGCUAAAGCUUACAGGCUCUGUUCUGGAUGAUGCAUGGAAAGAGAGUGGAAAACCACACAUGGAAGAACUGAUCCAAAGAAUAGAAAAUGUUGUACUGGAUGCCACCUGCAGCAGGGAUGUCAGACAGAUGCUUCUGAAACUUGUGGAGCUGAGAUCCAGUGAUUGGGGCAGAGUCCGUGCUCCUCCAGCUGCUAGCAACGCUACACCAGACAACGACCCCAACUACUUCAUGAAUGAACCUACAUUCUACACAGAAGACGGUACACCUUUUACAGCAGCAGACCCAGAAUAUGCAGAGAAAUACCAAGAGAUCAUGGACAAGCAGGACUAUUUUCAUGAUAUUUAUGGAGAAAAUGGAAAUGAAGUAUAUGACUUUGAAGAUGAGAUGGAGCCUGAGAUAGAAGAAGCAUUUGAGAAUUUUUGUUUAGAAUCUGAGAGGAAACGACAACAAUGACGUGAGUGAAAAGCUGUGAGACUCAACAGGCACAUACUAUAAUUUUCCCACUCAACUUGCUGGAAUGUUGAAAAGCAAAGGAAACUAGCAGAAGAUAGGUUCAACCUUUUUAUUUUUACUGCAAGCAAGCAUUUUAACAAAAAGAGCUGUUCAUAGUUGCACUUCUGACACUUUUCUCUGUCAGUGUUGAUUAGAAAAUGGGGACAAUCAAUGGGAUAAUUUGUUCGAAAUGUUAAGGUAUGAAAACUUUUUUUUGGACAUGGAAGUUCUCUCUUUGUUGUUUUGAAAUUCUCUCAGAAAUUUCUUUCCUUUACGCCUGCACUAAAUGGCAAGAGGGAAAUAGUGUGCUGUGGAAUUUUUUUUAGAGUUCUGAAAGGCAGAUAAGUUUCAUCAAAUUGUGUGCAAAAGUUGUUAGAUUCUAAUUUAAAUACCCCAUGCAUUAGGUGCAAGCCAAAAGACUCAAAUCAUCGAUGGAGAUGCAUUAUCUUAAUGUAAAAUGCACUGUAGAUGGGUGUUUGUACUACAUACCUACAUAAAGUGCAUAUACAGCCUUGAUCUCCACUGUUGUGAAAUGUGUCUCUUGUCAGGUUGCCAAUAUUUAACACUGUUUCAGUCUAUUCACCUGUUGAUCUGGCUGCAGUUCACUAAUGUGGUCAGGAACUCUGUGAAAGGCUGUGACAGAAACAAAAACUUAAAUACAGUGACAGGCUGGGACACAAAUACAAAACAGCUUUUUUUCAAAUUGCUUUUUGGGGGUUGAAGUCAACAUUUUAAGAAGUUUUAAGAAUUAAAUACAAGUACAUUCACAAUCUUGAGAAUGCUGUCUGCAAUGCAAUGCAUCUAAAUCCAGUUUAUUUGCUGAAUGUAGCUUUAAAUAUCUACACAUCUCAAGUGUUUGAGCAACAGUCAGUGUGACAUAACUCAAUUGCAAAAAGAAUUCUUUGUUAUCCCUGAAAGACUAAAAGACUGUUUACCAGCAAUCCAUGGAACACAUAAAAAGGAAUGUUGUUUUAUAGUUUGUAAAUAUUAUUUAUAGUAUUGUUUGCCUGCAAUAAAUUCUUUAUAAUGUGAGAUUUUA
Lates calcarifer (barramundi perch) is the source of this 2628-nucleotide messenger RNA. RefSeq names its product poly(A) binding protein interacting protein 1 (gene paip1). The coding region runs from base 204 to 1550 and encodes 448 amino acids. Gene Ontology annotation, molecular function: protein binding; RNA binding; translation activator activity. The transcript is spliced from 11 exons. The record is from RefSeq and is a predicted model, not a curated record. Gene Ontology annotation, biological process: regulation of translational initiation. Lineage: Eukaryota; Metazoa; Chordata; Actinopteri; Centropomidae.